Molecule: messenger RNA, 435 nt
Organism: Funneliformis geosporum
Lineage: Eukaryota; Fungi; Glomeromycota; Glomeromycetes; Glomerales; Glomeraceae
Source: the annotation of a GenBank genome assembly
GAUUUAAUCCAACAAAUUGGAUAUCUGGAGCUGAAGAAUCUGUUCCAAACUCUAUGAUGGAUAUAUAUUAUCCUCAUCAUUUAAUUGCACCUACUCAAACUCAAACUAGUUCAGUUCGUGCGUUUCCCAUUCCUUUCCUUGUUCCUCCUGUUUCUGGAAGUGAUAAAGAAAGUUUUAUUUUUUCUUUAGAUAGAAACAAUCUAGAAAAUUCCAUAUUUAGUAAAGAAAGUGUUUCAUUUAGUUCCAUGCCAGAAAACGGUCCAACAUUUGGAAUUUCAGAUUUACGUCUACUCUUUAAUUCGACCAACAAAGGACAAUGCUAUAAGAAACAUUACGAAAAAUUAAUUAGAAAGUAUGAGGGAACUUUUGAAAUUAGUGAUUAUGAAGUUUAUCAAGUUCACUUGCACCCGAAAAAUGUAAUUGAAAGGUUUGAGA